This is a messenger RNA of Formica exsecta, 315 nucleotides long. RefSeq lists its product as uncharacterized. Bases 1 to 315 code for a protein of 104 amino acids. The record is from RefSeq and is a predicted model, not a curated record. NCBI's taxonomy places the organism in Eukaryota, Metazoa, Arthropoda, Insecta, Hymenoptera, Formicidae. The transcript has 2 exons.
AUGAAUCCAAUACAAUCAAUCAAUGUUGAAGAAGAAAAGCAAAGACGUAGACUUAAAUGGCAGUGGGAGCAGAAACGAGAUAAGGAGCACGAAAAAUUAAAACGACAGAGAAUCUCAGAAUAUGAAAGAAAACGAGAGGGAGAUCUAAAAGCUGGUAUGCUGUUUAAAAAAUCAGAUGAGUCUACAAGUGGGUCAGUACCUUUAUUCAGAGAUCCUGAGGGCAUACAAAUUAGCACUACUGAACUACGUCGAAUUAAAGUUAAUAUUCGCAGAAAUAUUCCUACAAAAGGAGCUAACACUUUUAAAAAUAUUUAA